CGUCACUGCAGGGCGGGAUCUGCGCACAGGUGAGCGGUGCACAGGUGUGAGUGAGGAAACGCGCGCCGUGCUCGGGCUCAGCUUGCGGGAUGGCGCACAGCUGCGUGGGGAACUGCGGGCCCAUCUUCGCCCUCGCGCUCCUCUUCGACGCAGCGGGUCUGAUUGUUCUGCUGGUAGGGAUUUUCGGGAACCUGAACGUGAACGGACGCUUCUACGGGGAUUUCCUCAUCUUCACGGGCUCAAUCACCAUCUUCCUCAGCUUGAUGUGGUGGAUUCUGUGGUACACCGGUAACGUGCGCCUGUACGCGCCCCGCACGCCCUCCCUGGACCUCAGCCUCGCGCAGUGGGCCACCAAGCUGUCGGAGAAGUUCUCCAAAGGCGGCGUGAACCCCGAGGAGAAGAAGAAGAAGAGCGUGGCGAACGGCGCGGUGACGCGCGGCGGACUGUCGGGUCUCGACAACAAAGCUUAUGAUGGAGAAAGCGACGCGACCGCGGAGCCGGGACACGGGACCGUGGAGCUGGGAGACCUAAUGACCUCUGAUGUGGUUCUGCAGACCUGCUCCAGCCGAGUGGAGCGGCUCCUCUGACGGCACGCUUCCUCCAUUGAAGGAUGAACUUCCUCGAGAGAGAGAAAACGAGAACCGGGGAAAAGUCCUUCAUCCAGUCGGACUGUCAACAGAAAAAGAAGAAAAGUUCUUAUCAUGUACAUAGCAGAUUUCUAUUUUUUAAGAUUUUAAUUGUAAAUUAUGUCUCUUGAAUAAAGCUUUCAAAGAAAA
This is a messenger RNA of Thalassophryne amazonica, 776 nucleotides long. RefSeq names its product transmembrane protein 238-like. The record is from RefSeq and is a predicted model, not a curated record. Lineage: Eukaryota; Metazoa; Chordata; Actinopteri; Batrachoidiformes; Batrachoididae. The coding region runs from base 90 to 587 and encodes 165 amino acids. The transcript is spliced from 2 exons.